AUGUCAGUUCAUUCAUUCAUUCUUCUUCCUAGAAACCAAAAAAGAACAGAGAAAACAGCCGUACGGACGUUCUUGUUUUUGCUUGUUUGUUGUUGGGUUGUUGUCAAAAUUUAUUUCUUGAUCAUCUUCAGUUCUUCACCACCAUUAUCAGAGUAAGAAGAGCUUUGAUCCUCUCUUCAAUCCUUCAAAAUUGAUUUGGUUCAAUGAAGAAGAAAGGAGGAAGUAAAAUUCGCAUUAAAGACAAAAAAGGAGGUGUGAUGGAUGUAGAUGGUGUUGAUUUAGUAGCUGAGAAGGACAAUCUGAAGGAAUCCUGUAGGCAGGCAUCGUUGGCUUUCUUUGAAGAAUAUGGUCUUAUCAGUCACCAACUUAAUUCUUACAAUGCAUUCAUCAACCAUGGUAUUCAAAAUGUGUUUGAUUCGUUGGGAGAAAUCAUUGUUGAUUCUGUGACUGAUCCCUCAAAGUCUAGUGACCUUUUCGGGCGAAAAUGUGUCUCAGUGAAGUUUGGGAAGGUGAAUCUUGAAAAGCCAAGAUUUUCGACCAGUGAAAACUUCGUUGAUGAGGGUGGUAAAGAAAACUACGAGUUGCUUCCUCGUCAUGCCCGCCUUCAGAACUUGACUUAUGCAGCUAGGAUUCGAGUUGAGAGUCAUAUGAAGGUGUACACCAAUGAGAAAUGUGUGAAAGAGAGGAAGGAAGAGAUCUCAUUUGGGAGUCUUCCUAUUAUGGUAGGAUCCGACAUAUGUUGGAUGAGAGGAAAAACAAAGGCUGAUUGUGAGUUCGAUAAUGGUGGAUAUUUCAUCAUCAAGGGCGCUGAGAAGAUAUUCGUUGCACAGGAGCAGAUGUGCUUGAAGAGACUUUGGAUUUCGAAGACUCCAAGUUGGACGAUUUCUUAUCGUCAAGUUUCAAGAAGAGAAAGAGUGUUCUUGAAGUUGCUUGAUAAUGAGUUUGGAGGAGAAAAAGUCCUUGACGUUUACUUUCUUGGGACACAAAUGCCUGUCUGGAUAUUAUUUUUCGCCCUUGGCACACCAUCAGACCGAGACGUUGUGAAUCUGAUUGGCAUGGACAUUGAGGACACCAGAAUAUCCAACAUUCUUGUUGCUUCAAUUUAUUAUGCAGACAAGAUGUGUGAAGACUUCCGGAAAGAUAACAAUUCUUUCCACUAUAUUGAAAAACUUCUGAGAAACUGUAAAUUCUUUCCUGAAGAACCUCUUGAAGAAUGUCUCAGCAGUUUACUGUUUUCAAAUUUAAAGGGUCUUAAGCUCAAGGCUCGCUUUCUUGGUUACAUGGUCAGAUGUCUGUUGGAAGCCUAUACUGGCAAGAGAAAAAUUGACAACCGAGAUGAUUUGAGGAACAAGAGACUUGAGUUGGCUGCUGAGUUACUUGAGCGGGAAUUGAUGACUCACCUUAUGCAUGCUCAAAGAUACAUGAGUAAGGCCAUGCAGAAAGAUCUUCAAGGAGAUAAAGAACUGCAAAAUGUUGGACACUAUUUUAAUGCCUCAAUUAUAAGUAAUGGUCUCUCCAGGGCAUUUUCAACUGGGGGAUGGUCACAUCCCUACAAGAAAUCUGAGAGGGUGUCUGGUGUUGUCGCAAUUCUAAAACGGACAAAUCCAUUGCAAACAACAGCUGACAUGAGGAAAACUAGGCAGCAGGUAUCAUACACCGGGAGAGUAGGUGAUGCCAGAUAUCCAAAUCUUUCACACUGGGGAAGGGUGUGCUUCCUCUCUACACCAGAUGGAGAAAAUUGUGGGCUAGUAAAGAAUUUGGCAUGUUUGGCACUUGUCAGCACUACUGUAUCAGAACCUUUUUUCCACAAGUUGCUUGAAUGUGGAAUGACAGAGUUGGUGGAUCAUUCUUCAUCUUUUCUUUCUGGGAAAUUCAAAAUUUUCGUGGAUGGGAACUGGAUCGGAACAUGUGAAGAUUCUGAAGGCUUUGUAGCAGCCCUGAGGAGUAAGCGUCGCAAAAAGGAAUUUGACCAGCAGGUGGAAAUCAAAAGAGAUCCAUUGCACUCAGAAGUUCGAAUAUUUUCUGAUGCCGGUAGAAUUCUCCGCCCUCUUAUAGUUGUUGAUAAUCUGAGGGGCAUUCUAGAUUUCAGAGGUCAUGGCUAUCCUUUUCAGACUCUAUUGGACAAAGGGAUUGUUGAACUUAUUGGUCCUGAAGAAGAAGAAGAUUGUACAGUUGCUUGGGGAACUGAGUACCUGCUAGAAGGAAGCAAAGAGAAUCCACCCAGAGAGUUCACUCAUUGUGAACUUGAUUCGACAUUUUUGUUGGGUUUGAGUAGUGGUAGCAUCCCGUAUCCCAAUCAUGACCAUGCUCGCCGAGUUCUUUACCAGGCCGAGAAGCAUUCUCAACAGGCCAUUGGGUUUUCCACCACAAACCCAAAUAUUCGGGUGGAUACAAAUUUCCAUCAGCUGUACUAUCCCCAGAGUCCUCUUUUUCGAACAGUUUUAUCAGAAUCUCUUGGAAAUCCCACAGGCCGUGCGCAUAAAGGGAUGUUAUCAUGUCCUCAAUAUUACAACGGACAGUGUGCCAUUGUAGCAGUGAAUGUGCACUACGGAUACAAUCAGGAGGAUUCUAUCGUGAUGAAUCGAGCUUCAGUAGAGCGUGGCAUGUUCCGUUCAGAGCAUAUAAGAACUUACAAGUCAGAGGUAGAUGAGAUUAAAGAAAAUAAGGCCUCAGCCAGGUCAAGGUCUGGAAAUCAUUUAAAGUUUGGAAAGAUGCUGAGUGAAGCUGGCAAAGACGAAUCCCUUGAAGAUGAUGGUUUUCCAUUCAUUGGUGCUAGCCUUAAAACUAAUGACAUAAUCAUAGGUAAAUUUACAGGUUCGGGCAAAGAUCAAAGUGUGAAACUCAAGCAUACCGAAAGAGGCAUAGUACAUAAGGUUGUCUUGUCAACUAAUGAUGAAGGCAAGAACUUAACAGCUGUUUCCCUGAGACAGGUUCGUUCGCCAGCUCCUGGAGAUAAAUUUUCAAGUAUGCAUGGACAAAAAGGUGUUGUAGGUUUUAUGGAAUGUCAGGAGAAUUUCCCUUUCACGAUGCAAGGCAUUGUCCCUGACAUUGUAAUCAACCCGCACGCAUUUCCUUCGCGACAAACUCCGGCUCAGCUGUUAGAGGCUGCUUUGGGGAAGGGGAUUGCCCUUGGUGGAACUCUAAAAGGUGCCACACCAUUUUCCAACUCGCCAAUGGAUUCAAUUUCAGACCAACUUCAUAAGCUUGGAUUUCAAAGGUGGGGAGAUGAGAGAGUCUGGAAUGGACAAACAGGCGAAAUGAUGGAUUCACUAGUCUUCAUGGGACCAACAUUUUAUCAGCGACUCGCUCAUAUAGCUGAAGACAAGAUAAAGUACCGGAACACAGGGGCAGUGCACCCGUUAACUCGCCAGCCGGUGGUGGACAAGAAGCGAUUUGGUGGUAUAAAACUUGGCGAGAUGGAGAGGGAUUGUUUGCAAGCUCACGGCGCUUCUGCGAACCUAGAUGAGCGGCUUUUCACAAUGAGCGAUCGCUCGUCAAUGCACGUCUGCCGCAAGUGCAAACACAUGGCAAAUAUGGUCCUGAAGACAUUGUUGGGUGGCCGCCAGGUGCGAGGACCGUAUUGCCGGGUAUGUAAAUCUGGAAAUGAUAUUGUGAAGGUGAAUCUCCCUUAUGGCUCCAAGUUGCUCUGCCAGGAGCUUCUUGGAAUGGGGAUAUUAGUCCAGUUUGAUACUGAAUUAUGCUGAGUGAUCAGAUAUCUGCACAUGCUGAGAUUGUAGAUGACUUGAUGUUACCCUAUCUUCUGACCUGUAUUACAGAAGGGUGUACCUACUUCAUCCAUAGCAUUUUGCAGUUGGUGCUAAAUGUAUUAUACUCUAAUCUAAUGAAAAGAUUCGAUGCUUGAGUUGACUCUUGAUCUUUUGUUUUGUGUGUCACAUACAAACAUAUUUCAUU
Molecule: messenger RNA, 3912 nt
Organism: Oldenlandia corymbosa var. corymbosa
Lineage: Eukaryota; Viridiplantae; Streptophyta; Magnoliopsida; Gentianales; Rubiaceae
Source: the annotation of a GenBank genome assembly